GUCGACCGAAAUCUGUUGUGCUUUUCUUCGUGAUAUUCUCAUUGACGGGUGUCCGACCUGUCCGUAUGUGUCGUUUUUUUAACGUCAAUAUAGUACACUAGUAGUAGUAUAAUAAUAUAUAAAUUCUCCUCUUUGUUUUGUACCUACUUUGAGAAAUGUGAUUAUACAUACACUUACGCACACGCUCUUACUAGUAUUAAUUUGUCUUUGCGGUGUCGGUAUUAGUUAUAAUAAGAAAAACCAAAGAAAUUACUCGCAAAUGAUAUCAAAAACUUAUUUAAAGAUGUCACGGAAAUUAUUAUUGUCGCAGUUAAUAAAGUAGAAGAUCCUCAGAUUUAUCAGAUCAGAAUUAAUAUAUCUCAACAUAAUAAUAUUAUUAAUAGGUACAACUUGCUGGUGCAGAACAGACAUAAAGUUUUGUUGUAAAUAUAGCGUUACACAAUAAUAGUAUAUUUACCGAAUGUCAACAUGAAAAGGGAUUCUGCUAAAAAAUUGAUAGAACGUUAUUUCUAUCUGAUCACUGAAGGCUGUGGAAAUGAGCAAUGCAAGAAUGAUUACUGUGCUUCCAGCCAAAAGUCUUCUAAAGUUUCUGCUAAUGAUGCAGCUGCUCUUGCUAUUCGUCUCUUUCGUCUUGAUGCCAGGCUAUGUGACCAGCAUCCUAUCAAAGUAGCACGCACUACUGAUCAUCCGUCUAUAUCCGGCAAUACCUUGCAUGAAGCAACGACUUCGCUUGCUUGCAGCAGUAGCGCCCAUGAUAUCCGCCGUUUAUCUCAAGAUGCAUGUGUUCAAACAAAUUCGUGUACCGUAUACCAAGUAAAUCCUGUACACACGACAGAUCUGUCCAGAUCGUUAUCCGAUACUCAAAUUACUCAAACCACUAUUCCUUGGUCGUCAAUAGACAGCGAGAAUAAUACGUCUCCGUUCAAAAUUGUUAAUGCAGAACCCAGGUCUAAAGAGGCACCGUCUAUCAUCCGAGUCGAAUCAAUGGCGCAGAAAGACGAGAGCACUUCGGUUGAAGUUAAAGAUGAUGAUAUACAAAAUGACACUUCUAAAACUUUAGAAGAACAAACUCCUACUAAGCCAUGCGAACAAAACGGGAUUCAUUCGUCGGUCAAAGAUAUUCUAGACCAUCUAGAUGUAGCUUCAUUGAGCAUGCCCGAUUCAGUUGAUUUAAAAAAUUUCGAUGCUAUGAAAGAACCGUUGAGACAUAUUACAUCUUGUCAAUCUGAUGUAAAAUAUUUUAAUGAGACCAAUAUGAUUGAGUUAGUGAAUCGCUGUAGAAACGCUGAUCCUUUUAAAAACAAUGAUGAAUUAGUAUGUGCUCUUUAUCACAUAUUUUCGUCGCCAGAAGCAUUGGGCAAGAGUUUUAUCAGAAAACGUCAAAAGCGUAACAAGAAUAUACUUAAAUUGUAUAAUCGGGCUGUAAAUGCUUUCCCAAAUAUGACCAAAGAAAAUGUAUGUGAAAUGGAAAUAGAAAAAGAAUUGGAUGAUAAUAGUAGUAAUGAAGAAGAGGAAGAAGAAGGCUGUGAACGACAGUUGGACAUUGAUGGGCUGGCGAACGCUUAUCAAGAAUUAUGCUCUUCUAAAAAUGAUGGAUUUUACAAAGACAUUCUAGUAUUAGCCAUUAGUUCCUUGUGUACAAAAGUAACUGUUGAGUUACAAUUUCUCAAAUCCAAAGCGUACCCGAUCAGUGACAAAUAUUUAGAGGAUGUGGUUCAUUCGCUUAAGGUCAUCUACGAGAUGCCAUUUUUGGACGACUUCUUAUUCGUAGAAAGAAUUGUUCCUAGACUUGUCGCGGCUACUUGUGUUCUUCCUGUCGUUGAACAAGCAAAAAUCGCAAGGUUUUGGUGCGAAGAGUCUUCGGAAAACACUUUAAGACGAAUAUUGCACAGUCUCCAGGAAGUAGUGACAUUUCAAUUGAUAUCGGCUGAAUACGAUGUGACUUUUCAAGAGGAGACUACAGUGGCGUCAACCACAAAAACCAUGAAAAUUUUAUACUAUGCAAGUAUAAUGGCUGGUGAAUGCGAUAAGAUAACUGAUAAAACAGAAAUUAAACCAAGUGAAAAAGUAGAAAAAAAAUCAGAAGAUGUCAGAGAUGAAAACCUACUCGAAGAUAUUUUGGUCAAUGUACAAACAAAGAGUAAAACAAAUAAAAAUGAUCCUCUUGCUGAAAUUUUGAACAUAAAUAUAUUAUCGUGUCGUGCACCUCUUAUACCAAUAUCAAAAUUUUACAAUGAGUUAUUGAGUGACGCCCUCGAGAUGGAUGACGACUAUCAGACAUGGAGAGAAAACGGCAACGAGAAGUUUUCAUUUAUGACUCACUCAUUUAUUCUCACCCCGGCUACCAAAACUUUAGGAUUGUAUUACGAUAAUAGAAUACGCAUGUAUGAAAACAGGCGUUUUUGUCUUAUCCAAACGCUUAUAGGACAACCUACACACCCUUACUUAAAACUAAAAGUCAGAAGAGAGCAUGUAGUCCAAGAUGCUUUAGUCGAACUCGAAAUGGUCGCCAUGCAAAAUCCGUCAGAUCUCAAAAAACAAUUGGCGGUCGAAUUUGAUGGUGAACAAGGUGUCGAUGAAGGCGGCGUGUCCAAAGAAUUUUUUCAUUUAAUUGUUGAAGAAAUAUUCAAUCCAGACUAUGGUAUGUUUGUAAUAAUGAAUUCUGACUCUGGUAAUCCAACUUACUGGUUCAAUUCGUUUUCCUUUGAAACUGCUGCCCAAUAUACACUGAUUGGACUUAUCGUUGGCCUUGCCAUAUACAAUAACGUCAUAUUAAAUAUAAAUUUCCCAAUGGUUGUUUACCGUAAGCUAUUGGGAAAACGUUGUACGUUCAAUGAUUUACAAGACUGGAACCAGGAGUUAUACAACGGCCUCAAAAAUUUAUUGGAUUAUGAAGAUGACGAUAUAGAGGAAAUGUUCAUGCAGACAUUUAGAAUAUGUUACAAGGAUGCAUUUGGCGAAUUAGUUUACCACGAUCUCAUAGACAAUGGAGAUCAAAUUACCGUUAAUCAUAAUAAUAAAAGAGAAUUUGUGGAUAAAUACGCUGACUUUUUACUCAAUGAAUCAAUCGGAGUUCAAUUCAAUGCGUUCUAUCGCGGUUUCCAAAAUGUUAUGGAAGAAUCUCCGUUACAACAUUUAUUCUGGCCUGAAGAACUUGAACAAAUUGUUUGCGGCAGUAAGAUCUUUGACAUGUCCGACUUGGAAGAAACCACGCUGUACGAAGGAGGGUAUCGUAAGAAUACACCGGUAAUCAGAUGGUUUUGGAAUUUUGCACACGCGUUGCCUCGUACCUCACAACAAAAAUUAUUGCAGUUUACCACUGGCAGCGAUAGAGUUCCGGUUGGUGGGCUCGGUAAACUUAAAUUAACUAUCACCAGAAACGGUUCAGACUCUGACAGACUUCCUACUGCUCAUACGUGUUUCAACGUACUUUUGUUACCAGAGUAUAGCAGUCAAGAAAAACUAGACGAGAGACUGUCGAAAGCUAUUAAUUACGCUGAAGGUUUUGGCAUGAUAUGAGUAAACCAAUAAAAAAAAACCUUGUCAGGAAAACUCCACAUUUUGUUCAUGAGUAAAAAAUAAGCAAAUAGUAAAAGAAAAACAUUUGUUUUAUAUUCCUGAUCGUGUCUACUAUUGUAAUUAUUAUUUUAUUAUAUAAAUAUGUUGGAUUAUUAAAUUUAUGUUAAAUUAAAUAUGUAAUGUGAUGUUUUUAAAGUUGAUUAUAGUAAUUUAGAUGAACAA
This is a messenger RNA of Adelges cooleyi (spruce gall adelgid), 3741 nucleotides long. RefSeq names its product ubiquitin-protein ligase E3A (gene Ube3a). Gene Ontology annotation, biological process: protein polyubiquitination. Bases 469 to 3519 code for a protein of 1016 amino acids. Gene Ontology annotation, molecular function: ubiquitin protein ligase activity. Lineage: Eukaryota; Metazoa; Arthropoda; Insecta; Hemiptera; Adelgidae. The record is from RefSeq and is a predicted model, not a curated record. The transcript has 14 exons.